CAGUCACAGAUUUGUCCGACAAGAGAGGGUCCAGUGAUGUUGGACUGUUGCAGUGUCUUCUCCUUUGGACGUCGCCUCAGGAUAUCCACCAUUACCGUCGUUACUGUGAAACUUCGACUGGAAUAUCUCGGGUCUAGGCAGUGUGAGUCCCUGCGACAAUCUACGUCAUACGAUCCGCGCUUAGACACAAAGAUUCUUUGGCUACGACCAAAAGCCACCGCUCUUUGUGACUAUCACUUGCCUGUAAAGAUCCUGCUUGACAACGGUGAAAGAAAGACCAGCACUGACCAGGACAUCACUCAGAUUUCGAUUCACAACGAAGUGAGAUCCUACCGCCACCGAAUUCCAGUCAAGUAUUGAUCAAAUUUUCUCAACCCUGCGAAAUUCCACCUACUUGAUCGCGUACACCUAAGAGUACAACUCAACGCUGGUUUCUGGCAAGAUGGCACCGCGAGGCAGAGGAGGAAAAUUCUCUAAGCCCACCAGAGGAGGUGGCAAGCACUUUUCACGAGACCUACAACCCCUCGACCGAGAGGGCCACCAAAUGGGCAUGUGGCGAGACCCUGCAGAGGCAAAAGACUCGUCUGAAGAGGACGAGGAGGAAGAGUCAUCCGAAGAAGAAUCCUCAGACGACGAAGAAGGACCGUCCUCGUCCGUAGCGCAGGCAGGGUCCACGGAACUGACCCGCGAACAACGCAGAGAGGCCGCCAAACUAAAGAAGCAAGCCGCCAUCGCGAAGAAGAACAAGAAAGUCGCCGCUGUCGGUGACAUGCCCAGCGACUCUGAAGAAGAGGAAGAGAGCGAUGACGAGGACAUGCCUGCGAACCCAAACCACACACAGAAAGCACGGUCCAUGGCUCGAGCAGCCACUGGCGCGAGCGGUGAACAGCCCAAGAAGACUGAUACAGAGAACCUGAGUAGACGGGAGCGUGAGGCCAUUGCGGCGCAGCAGGCCAAGGAGCGGUACCAGAAACUCCAUGCCGAGGGCAAGACGGACGAAGCCAAGGCGGAUCUCGCUCGGCUGAGAUUGAUCCGAGAACAGCGUGAGGCCGCCGCUGCACGUAAACAGGCCGAGAAGGAGGAGCGUGAGGCGCGUGAGAAAGAUAAAGACGAUCGAGAAGCCAAGAAGCGUGAGGCUGCGAUGGGAGGUACCGGUGCUGCAAAGAAGGGCGCGAAAGGCAAGAAGUGAGUUCGUACUUCGACAGAGGAGUUUCGCAAUCUGUACAUACCUUGAGCCAUCGCCACGAGGCCUGCGGCGAAAAGGCCUCUUCCAUGCUUGAGCGACGCGUACGCACAAGUUCUUCGAGACAGGAAUGGCCAGAAGCAUCAACCACCCGGGCAGGGUUUUUAGACACCUUUGAGUCCGGCUUUCAAUCAAUCAUAUCAUCAUUGGCAUAGCUCAUCAGGAGGGUGGAUCUCAGGUCUUCAUGUACACCGUACGCCAUCGCUAGCUCUGCCUUGCUUUCAUCCAUGUCAACAAUCUGCAAUUUUCGACGAACUCAUCCUCGUUUUC
Exophiala xenobiotica is the source of this 1513-nucleotide messenger RNA. RefSeq lists its product as uncharacterized. Gene Ontology annotation, cellular component: cytosol. The transcript is spliced from 2 exons. NCBI's taxonomy places the organism in Eukaryota, Fungi, Ascomycota, Eurotiomycetes, Chaetothyriales, Herpotrichiellaceae. The record is from RefSeq and is a predicted model, not a curated record. Bases 443 to 1189 code for a protein of 248 amino acids. Gene Ontology annotation, molecular function: RNA binding.